AUGCUGGAUCAAAUUUUCUCGAGUGCCUUCACAUGGACACUUAUUGCCAUCCUCGCCGGGUGGUAUCGUUAUGCAACCAAACAGCGACCAAUAUUUCCAGUUGUGAAUGAUUACCAGGGCGAUUUUUUCCGUCGCAAAGCAUAUCGCGAAUACAACCAGAAUGCGAAAAGGCUCAUCGUCGAGGGUCUCGCCCAGCACGGUAGUCCGAUCACGUUACGUACGCCGGACGGGCUGAAAAUCGUGCUUCCAUCUGCUCUGAGCGAUUGGGUCAAGACAAACAGGGACCUCGACCACCAAGAAUUGAUCAGGGAAGAAUACUUUGCGGGAUUCCCGGGAUUCGAGGCUCAGUAUACACUCCACGCCCCCGACAAUAUAUUGAUUAACCUGCUGCGGACGAAAUUAUCUCAGAACGGAGAGAUUAUCCCCACGGUCAACCGCCAUAUUGGACCGGCGCUCCAACAUUACUGGGGUGAUAGUGGCAUCUGGUCUCCCCUUGAUUGGGAAAGUGAUACCAUGGGGAUUAUCUCUCGCGCGGCAGCCUCGAUCUUCGUAGGUCCCGAGAAGGCCGCAGAUACAGAGUGGCAAACGGUCGUUCAGGCCUAUGUGCGCGAGUAUUUCGCGGCCGUGAGGGAGCUGCAUGCAUGGCAUGCCCCGUUACGGCGGAUCGUACAGUGGUUUCUACCCCAUUCCUCGGCAUGUCGAGAGCUUUUGGGCCAAGCUCGCGCAAUCAUGCAGCAAGUUGUUCAAAAGAGGGAACAAGAAGCCAGAACUGCAGAGCAGCAAGGCUUGGCUGCACCGCAAUACAACGAUGUUCUUUCCUGGACCAUGCAAGUCCCUAACAACAAGCACCCAGCGGGGGAUAUACAGCUCGCUUUGGCGAUGGCAGCAUUGUUUACCACCACUGAACUCUUCAGGCAGAUUCUGAUCGACAUUGCGAAACAUCCCGAACUCGUCGAGCCAUUACGACAGGAAAUCCAAAAGUCACUGUCAGAUCACGGUCUGGGACUUGCUGCGUUGGCAAAGAUGGAAUUACUCGAUAGCGUGAUGAAGGAGUCGCAAAGACAGAUUCCUGUUACAGUGGGAUUGGAGCGCAAGGUCAUCCGUGACACAUCUCUACCGGAUGGGACGAGACUUCCCAAGGGAUCUCAUAUUGCGGUCGACUCAACCGACAUGUGGAAUCCAGAGGUUUACGAGGACCCUGAAGCAUUCGAUGGGUAUCGUUUCUUGAAGCGACGUCAUGCAGGAGAAAACGCGAGCCAAUUUGUGCAAUCCAGUCGAGAGCAUAAUGUGUUUGGGGGUGGUAGACAUAUAUGCCCCGGUCGCUUCUUUGCCGCUACCGAGCUGAAGUUAUGUUUGGCCCACAUUCUGUUCGAAUAUGACCUUCGGUUAAAGGAAGGAUACGAUUCGCAACCUAUGGCACACGGGGUUUAUGCGAUUGUUGACCCUGUGGCUCAAUUGGAGAUUCGGCGGAGAGAAAAAACUGGGGAAUUAGCAUUUUGA
This is a messenger RNA of Aspergillus caelatus, 1500 nucleotides long. RefSeq names its product cytochrome P450. Bases 1 to 1500 code for a protein of 499 amino acids. The transcript is spliced from 2 exons. The record is from RefSeq and is a predicted model, not a curated record. Lineage: Eukaryota; Fungi; Ascomycota; Eurotiomycetes; Eurotiales; Aspergillaceae. Gene Ontology annotation, molecular function: heme binding; monooxygenase activity; oxidoreductase activity, acting on paired donors, with incorporation or reduction of molecular oxygen.